Drosophila bipectinata is the source of this 1358-nucleotide messenger RNA. Its product is annotated as protein arginine N-methyltransferase 1. Gene Ontology annotation, cellular component: nucleus. Gene Ontology annotation, biological process: peptidyl-arginine methylation. Gene Ontology annotation, molecular function: protein-arginine N-methyltransferase activity. The record is from RefSeq and is a predicted model, not a curated record. Lineage: Eukaryota; Metazoa; Arthropoda; Insecta; Diptera; Drosophilidae.
GCUCGGCCGGCGGCGCCAUAAAGGGAUCUCGUGGUCGCGGCGUCUUCCUGGCUCCAGCAGCAACUCCUACAGAACCGCCAAAAGUUCUGGGCGAAUCUUCCAAUCUGCCCAAAGAACCGGAGAAAAAGACUGAAGCCCAAGUGAUGCCCAAGAUAACCCUCCUUAAGAGGCCGACUACUCUCAACACCGCACGGGAUCGUCCCAAAAGCCAGGUGCGUCCGGGUCCCCGGAUUCCCACUCCUACACGUAAGGUACCCAAGGAACUCGCUCAGGUGGAUCUCAUGACUUCGGCGGACUUUCGACACGACUUUUCCGCACACUUGGACAACAUGCGAACCCGCCAACAGAACCAGAAGCACAUGCAGUUCUUUUCGGAAGCCUUCCAUCAGAACAAGCACCUUUUCAAGGGACGAGUCAUCCUGGUCAUUUGCUGCGGAAUCGGCACACUGGCACUAAUGGCCGCCAAAGCCGGCGCCAAAAGGGUGUACGCCGUGGACUACUCCAAGGUCACCGGCUAUGCGGAGUUGGUGGUGAAGCAGAAUCACUUGGAGAAAGUAAUCAAGGUUCUGCAUGGUCGCAUGAAGGACUUGAAACUCCCGGAGGAAGUUGACGGAAUCGUUUGUAAUUGGAUGGGUCACUGCUUGCUGUGGGAAUGCGAGAUCUUGGAGGUUAUUACGGCUCGAGAUCGCUGGUUGAAGAAGAGAGGCUUCAUUCUUCCGGAUAGGGCUUCGCUUUUCAUUCUAGGAUCAGAGGAGCAUAAGCUGAAAAACGAUCGCUGCAACUGGUGGUUGAAUGUCUACGGCUUCAAUAUGAAGGCCAUGCGUCGAUAUGCCGUAGCCGAGCCCCGCUACGCGAAAACCACCGGGGAGAAGAUCCUCACCUUGGCACACCGCGUCCUAGAACUGGAUCUGAUGACGGUCCAACAGGGGGAUGUGCUCAUUGACAGAAAAUUCAGGUUGAAGGUCAAUCGAGAGGGGUAUCUAGAGUGCUUCAUGUUCUACUUUGACGUGGAGUUCACCUUCUCGCACACGCCCCUCAGGAUGAGCUGCAAUCCUUGUCUGAAGUCGACCCAAAAGGCCGUCUGGCAACAGACCGUCCUCUUUGUCGAGCAUCCCUUCGUGAUGCGUAGUAACCACUUCUACUCUGGGUACCUUAAGUUUUCGCCCCUCAACCCAGAUUCCUUCAAGGAAAUGGAAAUCAGAAUCGACUUCUUCCAAUGCAACGCCUAUGACGAGGACUUGGCUAGUGACUAUUGUCACAAGCUGGUGGGCAAGAGGUGGUUAAUGCUGGAGCACUUCCAGACAGAGAGGGAGGUGGACAGCUGUCAGGAGGAGACAGUUGGUUUGCCGAACUAUUAG